Paramecium sonneborni is the source of this 2521-nucleotide messenger RNA. The record is from the annotation of a GenBank genome assembly. Lineage: Eukaryota; Ciliophora; Oligohymenophorea; Peniculida; Parameciidae.
AUGUAUAUUCAGAAUUAUUUAAUUUAAUCAUUAGAGAAGUUGUUAAUUUAUUUCAAAAAAUGCAAAUUAAUUUAUAUUACGUAAUCAAAUCGUUAUCCUACUUAUCGAUAUUCAAUCAUGCAACAAAAAAAAUAAAAAAAGUAAGUCUCUAUAUAAAAUUUUAGAUUAUCAAGAAGUCCUUAAAGAAAUCCUUAAACAACUAAUACUACUCUAAUCAGUAAUACAACUUAUAAAUCGCCAAAUAAAUUUGAUAAAAAGAGAGGUACUUCGGCAACAAUACCAACAGAAUCAUAUCGUAUUGGAAAAAAAGAUUAAAUUGAAAAGCGCAAGGUUUCUAAAAUAAACAAAUAAAAAAAUUUAGAAAAAAAUAAUUUUGUAAGAAAAGAAUCAAAAUUCAAAGAGAUUCAGAGAAGAUAAGAGAUAGGAUUAGAUUUUUUAAACAAAAUUUGCAAAAAAAAAAUUUAACUUCUUCUUCAAAGUAUAGGUUCACAAUUAAUAUAUAGGAUAGAAAACUUAAGAGCUUUCACAUUUCUAACAGAGUAUCAAAAAAAAAGCAUAAACUUCAUAAAAACAUGGACUACAUGUAAAGUAGAAAUUUAAAUUACAUCAGUAGUUAAAAUAAAAUGAAUAAAUGAAUAGAAAGAUGGAUAAGAAAAAAUAAAUGCAAAAUUGUCGAAAUGUUUUGAAAAGUAAAUUAAUUUUAAAUAAUAGAAAGUACAUCAGAAUAAAGAUGUAAAAAAAGAAGCGUGACUUCAAUAACUUAAAUGAAACAAAACACUUAAAGAAAUUCAAGUUUUAAGACUAAAAAUGAAAAUACAACUUAACUCACUGGUUUUGAAGGAGAUUUAUUGGAUAAAUAUAAAAAAUUAUAAGCUCGAUAUUCAAAAAUAUAUUAAACAUUUUUUGAUGAGAGUAGUUGUGUAUAAUAUUUGACAGAUACAGAUCCAUAUAAUUUACCUUCUCAACCAACCUCGAAUAAAUAGUAAUAAAUUUUAACUGAAGAAUUUUCUUUAAACAGAGAUGAAAAAGUUUAAUUGAAAGAAUUUGGAAUUCUCGAAAAAGAAUUUAAUAAAAUGCAUUAUGCAGCUACUAAAAUUUAAAAAGUUUGGAGAGGAUAUAUAACAAGAAAAUAAUUUUUAGAUUAAUAAUUUGAAUAAUAUUAUUAUAAAUAACCAGAAGUUUUUAAUGAAGAAACUUUCAGAAGUUAAUUUCGAUUUGAAAAAGACAAUCAAUCAAUUUAAUAAGGAAGGGAAUAAACAUUAAAUUAACUUACUUAUUAAACUGAUAUUAAUUUCAUUUUAGAUUUAGAAUCUGAAAAGGGGGAUUAAUAGGAACGUAAACCCAGUCCAAAAAUUUCUGAUAAAUUUGUCAAAUAUUAAAAAAUGAAAUGGCAAGAACUACUUGAUUAUAUAUCUUAAUUAGAAAUGCAUACUUAAGGAAAAUCAAUCGAUUAAGUACUAAAAGAUUUGAAAAAAUUUACUUAGUAAUGUUCUUAAGAUUGUUCUCUAAGCAAAUUUUAAAUUAAGAAAUUAGAGAUUUAAGUUCCUUAAUUUUCAUAAGAAUCUAUGGUUAUGAGUGAGAUUAGAUAAGCAAUGUGUUCUGAAAAAUUAAUCAAACAAAUAAUGACUUCUUCUAUAAAAUAAGAGAAUGAAUCAAUUUUUGAAUAAUAGCCAUUUCAUUAAUUUGCCUCAUAAAAAAUUGAUGAAAUAUUAAAUAGAACUUAAAUGAUUGAAUUAAUAAAAAUGAAAUAGUAAAUCAUUCAAGAAUAAUAGAUAGAGCAGCAAAGAGUUUUGACAAAAUAAUUUUAAUAAAAAUAAAUAUCUCCGAAUACAUUUGAGGAAAAAUAUUAAACUUUAGAAAAAUGGGUUAAUAAAUAAUAUGAAGAAAUUGAAAAUAAUAAAAUAAGUUUUGAAAAAGGAUGGCAAGGAUUAUACGAUACUUUUAUUUAAACUGAAAAAGAACUUAAGUUUUUACAACAAUAAAAAUAUUUGUAACUUUCUUCACUUUCAAAUUCUCAGUAGUUUAUAAAUUAUUCAAUUUCAGCCUUUUCAGAUUCUGCAUAUAAAAAAUCUCUUUAGGAGUUAUCAAAUUAAAAUGAAACUCUUUUUCUUAAUAAUUAAAAUGAUGAUUUAGUAAACAAUCGCCUAAGAACUCAUAAUUCAACAUCUUAAACUCCAGAUGAAAAGAUUAAAUUUUAAAAUUUUGAAAUCAAUCAAGAAACUAUAGAAUGGGAUGAUGAAUAAUUGUUGACAAGUUAAUAAUUUGUAUAAAAUCAUUAAGUUAAAAGUUCUCAAACAAAUUGUAUAGCUAAAAGUAUUCUUUAGAAGGGAUUAGAAUAAGCUGAAAUAGAUUUUUUGCAUUAAGAAGUAUGAUAUAUCAUUUAUAAAAGGUAUAAAAUGAAGAACUAAAUUGGCUCAAUUAUGAUGAAUUUAAAUUUUAUAUACUUAUGGACAUUUCAAAUUUAGUUUUAAAUGAUUUGUUAGAAGAAUUCCUAAAUGAAUGUAUAUAAAAAUUAUUUUGA